AGGAUGUAGGUUGAAAAAAAGUAGAUAUGACAUCGAGAAAGGCCUAUAUAUAAAGUGACAAGAAAUGCUCAAUUUGUAACAACAAUGGAGUUCCAGUUUCUCAAUUCUCUCCCAAUUUUUAUUGCUGUCCUUUUGUUCAUCAUCAGUAUCAUUAUCUUCAUUAUCAAAACCUUUGGUUCACUUGAUAGACAAAACAAAAACCUUCCCCCACAACCAUGGAAGCUUCCUAUAAUUGGCAACAUGCACCAUCUUUUAGGAGAACCACCACACCGAGCUCUUAAAAACUUAGCCGAAAAACUGGGACCAGUUUUUCGGCUACAACUUGGUGAAAUAUCUGCUGUUGUGAUCUCAUCUCCACUUGUUGCCAAGGAAAUCAUGAAAACCCAUGAUCUCUCUUUCGCAGAUAGACCCAAGCUUCUCUGUGCCGAGAUAGUUGCAUACAACUAUACAAACAUCGCCUUUUCACCAUAUGGAAACUAUUGGAGACAAAUGCGUAAGAUAUGCGUAUUGGAGCUUCUAAGUGCGAAGAAAGUUCGAUCCUUUCAAUCUAUUCGUGAAGAAGAGUCAUGCAGCCUUGUUGAAUCUGUGGCCUUGCAAAGAUUAAACACAAUUAACCUUAGUGAGAGUAUAUUAGUGAUGAUGAACACGAUCAUAUCCAGGGUUGCUGUUGGGAGCACCUGCAAGGAUCAGGAGACCCUUCUUCCGCUCCUUGAAGAGUCUUCAAAUUUAGCUAGUGGUUUUGAUGUGGCUGAUCUAUUUCCAUCUAUUAAAGUAGUACAUCGAGUUAGUGGCAUGAGAAACAAGCUCAUGAAUAUACACAAGAAGAUGGAUAAGAUUUUGAAUAGCAUCAUCUCCGACCAUCAAGAACUUCGUCGUCGUGGUGGUGGAUUGACCAAUCAUGAGAACGAAGAUCUCCUUGAUGUUCUAUUGAGGCUUAAAGAUGAUGGUGGUCUUGAGUUUCCAAUAACUCAUGACAACAUCAAAGCAGUCAUAUUGGAUAUGUUUAGUGCAGGCACGGAUACAUCUUCAGUGACAAUCCAAUGGGCGAUGUCAGAACUAAUUAAGAAUCCGAGGGUUAUGAAGAAAGCACAAUCCGAACUCCGUGAGGCACUCAAGGGAAAAACAAAGGUACACGAGUCUGACAUACAAGAACUAGGAUACCUUAAGCUAGUGAUUAAGGAAACCUUAAGGUUGCAUCCACCCGUUCCAUUCUUGUUACCUAGAGAAUGUAGGGAAACGUGUGAGAUAGGCGGAUACACGAUUCCAAUCAAAUCAAAAGUCAUAAUUAAUGGAUGGAAAAUAGGACGUGAUCCGGAUUACUGGGUGGAUGCAGAGUGUUUCGUGCCAGAGAGAUUUAGUGAUGAGAGUUCCAUUAACAAGAUGGAAACAAAUUUUGAAUAUCUUCCAUUUGGCGCGGGAAGAAGGAUGUGCCCGGGCAUGUCGUUGGGAUUGGCUAAUGUGGAGCUUCCUCUUGCGAUGUUACUCUACCACUUCAACUGGGAACUCCCGAAUGAAGCAGCAGCUGAAUGUAUUGAUAUGAGCGAGUCUUUAGGGGUCACUCUUAAAAGGAAAAAUGACUUGGUUUUAGUUCCAAUUCCUUAUAAUACUAAUGAUCAUUGAUGCGCUCGCGUUUGUGAAUCAUGUAUUCAAGAUUUCAAGUCUCUUUUUGUGUAA
Messenger RNA from Erigeron canadensis, 1674 nucleotides. RefSeq names its product germacrene A hydroxylase-like. The coding region runs from base 85 to 1620 and encodes 511 amino acids. Lineage: Eukaryota; Viridiplantae; Streptophyta; Magnoliopsida; Asterales; Asteraceae. The transcript has 2 exons. Gene Ontology annotation, molecular function: iron ion binding; monooxygenase activity; heme binding. The record is from RefSeq and is a predicted model, not a curated record.